Molecule: messenger RNA, 4732 nt
Organism: Thalassophryne amazonica
Lineage: Eukaryota; Metazoa; Chordata; Actinopteri; Batrachoidiformes; Batrachoididae
Product: calcium-independent phospholipase A2-gamma-like
Exons: 11
Coding region: 183-2723 (846 amino acids)
Biological process (GO): arachidonate metabolic process
Cellular component (GO): membrane
Source: RefSeq, a predicted model, not a curated record
CUUUCGACUAGCCCCCCAGGUGAAAGUGUAAUAAACAGCCAAUUGGAGAGCGCGCACGCAAUCACAUGAUUAAUGUUUUUCUUUUGAAUGAUGUCAUUCCGUCAACUGGAAAACAAGCGUCAGAGAGAAUGCUGAACUGGAUAGCGUCAGCUCUUGACAUCUCAGCUUGAACAUGUUACAAAAUGAGUCAUCGGUGGGCACCAAAUUUCUGGAUGUUAAAAGUAAGCAGAGCAGUUAAACUGUGGCAAACACCUGUUCACAAUUCAUCAGGGUCACGUCUGCGGUUGGAUCAAUUCGGGUUUUAUGUACCACAACCUGAUAGCUACAAGGUUGACUACCUCAGCUGGAAGUACAUCCACCACAUGAGGAUUAGGGGUCAAAAGGGAUGGCAUUGUCGAGCUAACCAAGUGAGGCAAAGGCUCACACUCCACACCAGCACCCUGUGCUUGAAGACAUCAGCUUCACUCUGGACUGCUGGCCUAAACCACCACAUGUCACGAGUCAGGAAUACAUUGGACACAGUCUCUAAAGCUGUUAGUAGGACACAUACCGAAUUUCUGUCCAGAAUUUCCAGAUUCAAGCGCAAGUCUUUCCAGACUCAUAAAAACGUUGGUGAGGGAAAAGCUGAAGAGAGUGAAAUCACUUCUGGUCCUCCUGCUCCUCAUUCUACAUCUAAUACUCCCAUAUCUGUACUUGAGUCAACUAUUGCGUCUAAAUCUGCCAGUUCUAGUCACAAACAUGCUGCUACUGUUGAUGCAAGUUCCAAUACUUCAGUAAAACCUCAAAAUUUUCUUCAAGAAUCUGAGGAACCAAAGGAGAAAAAGCUGGCUCAUGUUGCUUCUCAGAAAUCAGAGGAACCCCAAGUACCACUGUGUAAUAUCAAGAAAAGGAGCACAACAUUGGAACCCUCAACAGAACUUUUCCAUCCCACCACAUUUACCGUGAACUUGAAUGAGACUUAUAAUUACCUGGCACAUCACAUCAACACCUACUUUGACAGUCUUACAAAGACUCCAGAGAUGAAGGUGAACAAUGCAAACAAUUGCUCCGCUUCCACUCAGGACCAAGAAACCAUUGACCUCACACCAGCAUCUGACAAAACAGAUCCUGCUUCUCUCGACACCCAAACCACUCCGAAGAAGGGUUUAGGACACUACCUAUCGUAUUCAGGUCCUUCUGUGCAAGCCUUUGUGGGAAGCUACAUUGCCCCUUUGGUACCAAAGUUCAAAACAUCCGAGUCCAAAUAUUCUGCAGUGGAGGAGCAGUCUGAGGAUGUCCCAAUGAAACAGGGUGACAUCACUGUUAGUAAGGAGCAGAAGGUUGCAGAGGAGAAAGCCAGGAGACUUCUACUCCAAAGAGAAAAGAUCAUUGCCAGGGUAAGUGUGGACAAUCGAACUCGGGCUCUGGUCCACGCUCUCCACAGGGCAUCUGAUGUCAGGGUUUAUAUCUCUCGUGUUGAGGACCUCAGCUACCACCUCCUGGAGUUUCCAGAGAGUCGUGGCGUUGCUGUGAAGGAGAAGGCAGUACCUUGUCUGCUGCGCCUCAGACAGGCUGAUGACCCGGGACUGCAGGCAGCAGUUAGGGAGGCACUCACUGUGGUAGGAUACCACACACCUGUUAAAGGCCGAGGCAUACGCAUCCUUUCCAUAGACGGAGGUGGAUUAAGAGGACUUGUUGCCCUUCAAACUUUACAAAAGCUGGAAGCCCUGACAGGCAAACCCAUAUACAGAUUGUUUGAUUAUAUCUGUGGUGUCAGUACAGGUGCUGUUCUUGGAUUCCUGCUGGGAAUGUUCCAAAUGCCACUCAGCGAGUGUGUUGAUCUUUACCGGAAAUUGGGAUCAGAUGUUUUCAAACAGAACGUGAUUGUCGGCACUGUGAAGAUGAGCUGGAGCCACGCCUUUUAUGACAGUGAAACAUGGGAGAACCUCCUCAAAGAAAAAAUGGGCUCUAAUCUGAUGGUGGAAACUUCAAGAAACCCUAAAUGCCCCAAGGUGGCAGCAGUGAGUACAGUUGUGAAUCGGGGCACUCCUUUGAAGGCUUACGUGUUCAGGAACUACAACCUGCUGCCCAGUGUUGGCUCACACUAUAUGGGAGGCUGCCAGCACCAGCUCUGGCAGGCCAUCCGUGCCACAUCGGCGGCCCCUGGGUAUUUCCAGGAGUUCACCUUAGGAAAUGAUGUUCACCAGGAGGAGCUGAUCAGCUCACCAGAGGUGGCGAGCAGGGACGUAAAGAUGAAGCAGCUCAGAGAGGAUGGAGGUCUUCUAAUUAACAACCCCACAGCACUGGCUAUCCAUGAGUGUCACUGUUUGUGGCCUAAUACACCAUUGGAGUGUGUAGUCUCACUGGGUACAGGACGCUUUGAAGCCACCAGCAAGCAGAGCACCACCUACACAAGUCUCAAAGCCAAACUCACCAACGUCAUCAGCAGUGCUACAGACACAGAGGAGGUGCACACCAUGUUGGACGCCUUCCUCCCGUCAGACACUUAUUUCCGCUUCAACCCCUACAUUAACGAGGAGAUCGCUUUGGAUGAGAGCCGACAGGAGAAGCUCAACAUGUUGCAGGCGGAGUGCAUUCGUUACCUGGAGAGGAACGAGGAGAAGCUAAAGAAGGUCGCUUGCAUCCUCAAUCGAGACAAAGGUUCCAUGCAGAAGGUGGCUGAGUGGGCCAGACUAAGAGCUGACAUGUAUAACAGCCUGCCGUUCUCCUCCUCAAAGCUAUAGAUCUGUAGAAGCACAUUAUUACCUCAUUUUAAUCUGCUUAAAUGUCAUCAGGGUGAGUGCAGUGUCUUUUUUUAUCAUUUGUCACUAUGUAAGCAUAUGCAGGUAGAUAAUUUAUUGAACAUGACAACAAAACAUUACCUUCUUCAUCUUUUACAUUUCUGAUGGUCAUGAUGUUAGUGUAAUUGUUGCAUUUUGAAUUUUGCCGGUUUUGCACUGAAACACAUCCGGUUGUCACUUGUGGUUCACGUAACUUGAAUUGGAGCUCUCAUGUUCAGACAGACAACAUUGGGUGAUAUUUGUAUUGGGGAAUUGAACUGAAUGGAGUCUCUAAUGCCAAAUGCUGAAUGUUUCUACCCUGGGAUAGAGAUAAUAAACAACAAAAAUUUUAUAUUAUGGGAACAUUUUUUGUCAUUCACAUGUAAUGAUAACAGUGGUUAAUUUGUUUGAAUCUGAGCUGCGUUCUUGCAUAUUUAUUUAUGCACCUUUAUUUGUACCUCAUGUUAGAAAAGCCUGCAUACCAGAUUGGAAAACAUUGUCCAUUUUACUAACAAAUGCUUCUUAUAUUUGCUGUUAUAUUGUAGUCACCUUGUUAAAGGCAGUAGCUAUUGCUACAACAGUUUAGCCUGUCGCUGGUUUAAACAAGGAACUAAUUUUUAAGCCUGGACUUUGUUUUUGGAAUACAAUCACAAAGCACAAAAUCAUAAAUCAGUUUGUACUUUCUCAGAACACGUCUAAUGGGAUCAUUGUGUUUGGACUGUAGUUUGUGUCAUUUGUUUUGUUACUUAGGCUAAGAUACCAACAAGUAAUAAAUUAUAAGGAGGUGGAAAUUUCACUAAAAAAUGUUGUUCAUGGUGAUCUGUUAAAUCUAUAAUUUUAGCGUUUAAGGCAACUGACAUUUAUUUGUAUUUUACAAUUAAUUUGCACAUGUAAUAAGGCAACUACAGUGUUCAAAGGUGUAAUUACAAUAGUAAUAUUGGUAAAUGUGUAAAUUGAGGUUGAGUUCAAAUCUUCAGAUUGCCUGGAAUGUUUAAGACUACAUCAUUUGCAUAGCAGCUCUAUAAUUUUAAUACAUAUCUAAAUUGAGGCUCCUUAUAACGAGGAUUUAAGUAAUGUGCUAGCCUCAGAGUGUUUUAGUUUGGCUGUUUCAAAUGCUUUAAUCUUCAGUUUUGCACAUUCACACCAAGCUAUGCGUGUUUUGUGAUCUAUCCCUUUGUUGCCUCUUUUACCAUUUUUACCUUGAAGUGCUGUUUUUGAGUCUGCUUUAUAACAACGUAAUGUUAAUUGAAAACAUGGAAUUUUUAGUGGAAGUUAUGCUACGGUUGAAACUAAUUUUAUUGCUAUGAGGUACGACUGUUAUUUUUAAAUGAAAGCACAGCGGUCAGUCAUUUCCUCUGCCAAACUUGUACUUUAUAAGUGUGUCAGUCAGAGCCGUGGCCAGAUGGACACAGAUGAAUGUAACGCUGCAGCUCUUCUGUCGAAAUACUGUUUUGAGUAUGUCCGUCAUUAAAACCAGUCACUGAUGCUUGCUUCUCCCUGAGCUCAAUUAUGCGAGGAUGAGCUGAUUGUAAUUGGGGAAAGUUGUUUUGUUUCCUCAUUUGUAUCUUGUAUUUAUUCCUGUUUAAUUUGUCCAACACUGAUCUGAAUAGAUUUGCACCCUCAUCUUCACUGGUGAAUUUCUGUCAUGCUUUGCCUAAGUACAUAGAAUCACCACUGCAGGCAGCACAAGCAUGCCACUAUCAGAUUCUAUGCAUUUUAUCUCCUUCAGAUAAACAAUUUUUCUGCGUGCAAACAUUGCAGUGUAAUUUUGAGUUGCAGGUAAUUUGAAGGUACUUACCCGACCUGUCUUUCUGUGAGGAAAAAGAGCUGAGUUGACUGCUCAUGGCAUCUGGCUAACAUCCCUGGCCAGCGAUGGAUCACAUUUCCCUCCAGUAUGACGACCAAACAUUGACACUUCUGCCUGCCUGCUGCUGACAAGCGUGAAAUCCCAAUGAAAGCGAAAGAAGACAUGA